AUGCCUCCCUCGACCGAUGCAAUUCCUUCUCUCAAUGGCUAUGACGUCGAUAUGAUGGCACUAUUUGGCAUUGAUGCUGGCACUGGCACUGAGAUGGGUGGCGGAGGUGGCGAGCUAGCGGAACGGGCCACGAUGGAUGUCGACAUACCUGGAGAACUGGCGGGUCUCCUUCAAGUUACCACUCCGCCGAUCAUGCAUAACCCCCAGCCAAGUUUCCCCGGUUUGCCUAUGGUCGGUCGAGCGUUACAUGUUACCGUUCACGAAGUUCAUCCGGGACCCGGUUCAACGGGCCAUGUUACAGGUUACCUCGAACUGUUCAUCAGAUACGAGGUACCCGGGAAGGCGCAUGUUGCCUCCAUAUCGGCAUUGUUGUGA
Peniophora sp. CBMAI 1063 is the source of this 375-nucleotide messenger RNA. The record is from the annotation of a GenBank genome assembly. Lineage: Eukaryota; Fungi; Basidiomycota; Agaricomycetes; Russulales; Peniophoraceae.